AACCUAAACUUCUAGCAAAACUUUUAGCUAAAAAAUUUACACAAAUCCCAAAAAUUCUUUUGACAAACUUUUAACAAAAUAUAUAUUUCUUGCAACAAAUAGCAAACAACAAACUUUAUUGUUAUUAGCAAGCUAGCUAGGUUUACCAUCUUUUUUGGAUAACUUAUUUAGGGUUUUCAACUUUUCAUCAAUAUUUUUGGCAACACUUUUUCUAACAGAUUACUUUCUUUUUGUUUUGUUUUUGUUAAUAUAGUAUUAUAUAUAGAAUCACAAAGUUUGAGUUUUAGGGUUUCCUUUUAGAAACAAACAAAUAUUAUAUUUAUUAUUUGAGGAAAAAAGAUGGAAGAAGUGAUGAAAGAAGAAACUCAACUACCACCAGGAUUUAGAUUUCAUCCAACAGAUGAAGAGCUUAUAACAUAUUAUUUAGUGAACAAAAUUAAUGAUGCUAAUUUUACUGGAAGAGCUAUUGCUGAUGUUGAUCUAAACAAAUCUGAGCCAUGGGAUCUUCCAGGGAAGGCAAAAAUGGAAGGAAAAGAAUGGUAUUUUUUCAGCCUAAGAGAUAGAAAAUAUCCAACAGGAGUAAGAACAAAUAGAGCAACAAAUACUGGAUAUUGGAAAACUACUGGAAAAGACAAAGAGAUCAUGGAUAGCAAAAAUAAUACUAAUUCAGAAUUGAUUGGUAUGAAAAAGACAUUGGUUUUCUAUAAAGGAAGAGCACCUAGAGGUGAAAAAACAAAUUGGGUGAUGCAUGAAUAUAGAAUUCGUUCUAAAUCGUCUUAUAGAACAAAUAAGCAAGAUGAAUGGGUGGUUUGUAGAAUUUUCCAAAAGAGUGUUGGAUUGAAGAAGUGCCCUAUUAAUAUUAAUCAUUCAAGGGCAACAGUAAGUCCCUACUCUCUCAGCAUGAAUCAAAAUGCACCAAUGUCUUCACAAAUGAUAUUGCAAUUACCUCAUGAUCAUCAAGGGUUCCAAUUUACAAUGGGAAGAAGUAAUAAUAAUUACAUGAAUAACCAUGGUGAUCAAAUUCAAGAUCUCAAUAAUAGGGUUAUUUUUCAAAGUGGUCCAUCAAAUUUUAACAACUUCCCACAACCCCAAAUGAGUACUUACAAUGUUGGAGGUGGUAGUACUAGUGGUGGCGGACGAGGAGAAGGAGAUAAUAAUUACUUCAGUAUUUCACGCUUAAACUUGAAUCUGGGUGGUCGGACCGGCGCCGGCGCCUCGUCGCAACCAAUUUUAAGGCCAAUGCCGCCACCACCACCACCUAUUAUGAGUCAACAAGAACUGGCUUCUUCUAUGAUGACAAAUUGUUAUGGAGGUGAAAUGAGUAAUGCAAAUACUAUGAAUAGUGGUGUCAUGUCCAUGGACCAUUGUGCUGAUUUAGAGAACUAUUGGGCUAAUUAUUGAUAUUAUUAUCAAUGAAAUCUGCAAUUCCAAUAGAAGAUCCAACAAGAGGACUAUAGUGAAGUUGUAAUAUUGUUAUGUUAAUUAGUGUUAGAAACUAAAUUAAGCUAGUAAUUUUGGUUUACGAGUGUUGAUUAAUUAGUACUUUGUGGCAAAGCAUUCUAAAUGAAUGGUUUUGUAGCUUAAUUUAUUGCUAUAAUCUUUCUAAAGGAUAAUGGAAAU
Messenger RNA from Capsicum annuum, 1620 nucleotides. RefSeq names its product protein CUP-SHAPED COTYLEDON 1. Lineage: Eukaryota; Viridiplantae; Streptophyta; Magnoliopsida; Solanales; Solanaceae. The record is from RefSeq and is a predicted model, not a curated record. Gene Ontology annotation, molecular function: DNA binding. Bases 340 to 1401 code for a protein of 353 amino acids. Gene Ontology annotation, biological process: regulation of DNA-templated transcription. The transcript has 3 exons.